This is a messenger RNA of Exophiala dermatitidis NIH/UT8656, 4334 nucleotides long. RefSeq lists its product as uncharacterized. The coding region runs from base 3038 to 3583 and encodes 181 amino acids. Lineage: Eukaryota; Fungi; Ascomycota; Eurotiomycetes; Chaetothyriales; Herpotrichiellaceae. The transcript has 3 exons. The record is from RefSeq and is a predicted model, not a curated record.
GAAAUUUCUGCCUUACUUCCCCCACCUCCCCCUUCUUCCCCUUCCCUGCCACUAAGCAUAUUUUGGGCUGAGCUGACUUUAUAUCUUCCUUUUUUACAUUCGUACCCAGAGACGUGGGGAAUCCCAUCAACCAGCGAGUUCUCCAUUCCACGGAUUCUACUCAAGUCCCCUUGCUUCCAAGGUCCCGAGUCUCAGACAGAUCCCCUCCCAUUCGUUCGUCUUACUUUCUUGUUGGACGCUGCGAUUGUUACCCAGGAGCCAGAGACGUGGAACUGAAACGCCCAUCAACUGGCAGUCACUGUCUCCUCCAGUACCCACUCGGUUCCACGAGACCAGAGCACGAAUCACUGACAGCCUUUCUCACUUUUUGUUGGUGGUAUAUGCGUCCUGUGGUCUCAAUGCAGUGAACAGACAGUUAUUGUCUCUAUUGUACUGCAUCCCUAAAUGUUUGUUCUCAGGCUGACAAUAGCAAGGCUGAGUCUAGUCCCGUGACUGCAGCACAAGGCUGAGACCGAAGUUUACCCGACAAGGCUCGCAUCCCUUGUUUCAAACAUCACCUAACCACGUUUCAACCCUGUGAUCUUUAGCAACUGACCUGACCGCAUGCACCCAUUCACAUCCCUCAUAGUCGGGCUACUUACCGCAUCCAGAAGGGCAUAAUACCUCGUCUUUCAGGUUUCCCUCCCACUUCCUUCAACAUAUCUAGAUCCACAACGGAUCUCAACCCUUUCAUCCCACAACCCCUUUCUUUCGCUCUUUCAGGGACAUCUGUCUACCCUGGUCAAAAUAAGUGAGUAACCUCUCUCAUCAUACAGAGCAAUGCAGGCACAGAGCAGUUUGCAGGCACACCUUGCUUGUUCAAAGAUGGCAACACCUGAGUUUGAAGUCCAGCGGAUCUCUCCCCCGGACCAAGAUCCGCUCCGGGGUCACCGCUUAGUCGUCAAGCCAUGCGCUGCUGAGUCGUCAAGCCAUGCGCUGCUGAGUUGUCAAGCCAUGCAGUGCUUAGUCGUCGAGCUGUGCUGAGUCGUCAAGCCCUGUCCCAACAUCGGCGCUGAUGUCAGCCACUGCGCUUCCCACGCUCACAUGACCAAACAUCCAAACACCAAAGACCAAUGGACCGCAAAGACCGAAAAGUCCAAACAUAGCCAGCCAAGGCUACAGGGACAUGUGUUCAGACAGCGAGAGAUAAAGAGACAGUCCUUGUCCCUUGCUCAUCGCUGUGCUGGACCACAUUGAACCAGUGACAAAGGCAAAAAAAAAGCAAAAACCAACUGGGACAGAGGACUUCAACAGGCAUACUCUGACAAACUACUCAUACACUGCCUGUGAAGCCAUUUCCCCCCAGUUGGCAACAGAAAUUGAACUACAAUAAUCUAUAUGCUACCAGACCCACCACCAUACUCAAUAAAACUCGGCUUCCUACAGGCCCAUGGCACUCCAAUGAGAACGUAUAUUGUCCUGAAGGAAUUGCAUUCUCAAAUCCAAUGCAGGAGAGGCAGAAGCAAAAAGAAAGAAAAAAAAGCAAAAAAGGAAAAAACCAACUGGGACAGAUAACCGCAGCAGGCACACUCUGACAAACUACUCAUACACUGCCUGUGCAGCCAUCUCCCCCAGUUGGCAACAGGAAUUGGGCAACAAUAAUCUAUAUGCUGCCAUUCUUCACUUCUGAUCAUCACCACGGUCAACAAACUCGGUUUCUUACAAGUCUAUGGCAUUCCAAUGCCCCAAGAUACGUCUGGUACGGUCCUGAAGGCAUUGAAUUGUCAAACUGAUGCAGGAAAGGCAGAAGCCAAAAAAUGAAAAUGCCAAAAAAAAAAAAAGCAAAAACCAACUGGGACAGACGACUUCGACAGGCGCACUCUGACAGACACACUCUGACAAAUUACUCAUACACUGCCUGCGAAGCCAUCUCCCCCAGUUGGUACCAGAAAUUGGACGACAAUAACCUAUAUGCUACUAUUUCCCAAGGGCCCCACCCGGUCCACCACCACCAUCAACAGAAUUCGGUUUCGUACACGUCUAUGGCAUUCCAAUGCCAAAAAAUGGUCUUGCAUGCCCUGAAGGCAUUGCAUCUUCCAUCCAAUGCAGGAAACGCAGAAGCAAAAAAAGAGCCCCCGAAAAAAAUCGACUGGACGGGCCCCGAGCAACUCCGACUCGGACAAUACUACUCAAACACGAGCCACAUCAGAGACACUGCCCAGCCGAUUGAGGGUAAAUUUGGGCAUUGCAGUCUAUACACUACUAUUUUUCCCGAAUUCCCGCAGUGCACCACUACCGCGAUCAACAAAACACGGGUUUGUGCAGCCGAGGCAUUGCAAUGAGUCUUGUAUGGUGCCGAAGGCAAUCUAUACCACCACUGACCAGAAGAAUGGUUUGGUAUGGCUCCGAGGCAUUCCAAUGAAUCUUGUAUGGACCUGCAGGCAUCGCAUUGCAUUCUCAAGCCAAUGCAAAAUAAAAAGGCAAAAAUUCGAAAAGGCAAAAAGGGAUAACCCCCCUCCGAACGAGUGAAGGAGGAGGGGAUCGGCUGGAGGGGUUCUUCUAACGGACUGCUAUAAGGUAUAGUACCCAGACAAAUUAUAGGUGAGUAAACUCAAACAAGAAGAAGGUAUGUUACUCUGACAAGUAUACUCAUACAAGAGAAGGUGUGUACUACUCUGACAAAUUAUACUCAUACAAGAGAAGGUAUACCACUCAGACAAGUAUACUCAAACAAGCAGUCCGUUAGAGUCACCGAUCCAACCGAUCGAAAGCAAAUUGCGGGAGUGUAAAACAUAUGUUUCUGAAUUCUGUCUGGAUCCACGUCAACAGAAUCCAUUGGUGUGAGCGGGUUUUCUGACCUCUGCUACUUUCUCUAGGCCGGCCGGGGUCCAGGAUCUGGCUUUUUCCGCAGCGUACUAUAUGCAUCCGUGGUCACUGGCAGUGAUUAUCUAGGUGCUCUACUGGUGGUCACAUGUUGUUCGUGCUGAGGCUUCUUAGGUGUGCCUACCUAGGUAUGCAGGUACUACCCAGAAACAAGCAUUGAAACAGAUAAAGAAAGAUGCAAAUACAACUGCAAACUCACAGCAUUGGACAGUGCAGGCACAUCAAUGGGCACAACUGCAGAAUCACAGCAUUUACCAGAACAAGCACAAGCAAGAGGCACAGCAUCUACCAGAACGAGCACAAGCAAGAGGCACAAGCAACAGCCACACUCAAACACACAAGGAACCAAAUACAGCACUGGACCAAAAGGCAGAAUGAUUUCAUUGAAAGCUCUGGAAAUAAACACACAGGUAGCCAACUAAUCACAAACAAUACAAUCCCUGGCCGCAUGCACAACAUUACUAGUAUACUACAGUCUACUUCCAUCUCACCCCCAGCCGAUUCCAAUACAAUGGCCAAAAUUCACACAGAGCAGGUGAAGGAGCCUCACUUCCACUUGUCCUCCCGGGCCUCCCUGCAUAUCACUCCACAUACAACCAAGGUCUUAGACAUUCAUUCCAUCAAUCAAUCAAUCAAUCAAUCUACACAGCCUGCAAAGUUCAGUUCACAAGCAAGAGUAACGAUUAAGCAAGAAAAGGAAACCUGGCUGGGACCGGAGUGAACCACCUUCUACUGCCAGAGCACCCACCCCCAUCAUACUAGUAUCGACCGUUGAACAUUCCUGGGCAUAUACUUUCUUUCAGAGGUGCAAUGCACUCCAUGUCACCGUCAGAAAGGAAAGCCAGUUAACAGCAGAUAAAAAUCAAGACGAAAAAGACCUUCAACAAGCUGCAACUUAAGCUGGGCUGGUCCUGUACAGUACAACCUGGGUGGCAACAGGUUACAGGGGCUAACCCGCAAAUGAACCUAAUUUAGUACCAGAUCAAUUGAAAACGGUCGAGUCCUUCAAGUUCCUUUUGACCGCUUCAAACUGAAUCAAACUCUCCUGUACAAGAGGCAAAAGCACAAUGUGCAUGUUAAAGUUGAGCUCAACUAGUAUUAGACAAUGUAUCAAGCCGAGGGCUGCAUUGCAUUGCCCAAAAGCACACUGUCAAUGUGCAAGUUCUUCCUUUCCUCCCAACCAUCUCUAUCCUGUCAACUAGACUCUUACUCCAACAACAGCGCUGCAAAAGAAUGUACCAGAGGGCGAAAGCCAGUCCAGACUCCAGACCUGCCUCAACAACACUCAAAAUCAAACAGCCUGCUGAGCAACAUAAAGCCUCCUACAAACCCGAAACUUUGAGACUAUGCUCGAUGCCCCUCUUUCUCUGUGCAUCCAGCACCAGCAACCCUCGUUCCUUCAUGACGGCUUCGAUUGUCUCAACAACCUUGUAGAAGCUGCUGGCCGCACCCUUCUCCUGGGUGAAUUUCAU